Messenger RNA from Aspergillus pseudotamarii, 2736 nucleotides. RefSeq lists its product as uncharacterized. The coding region runs from base 1 to 2736 and encodes 911 amino acids. The transcript has 5 exons. NCBI's taxonomy places the organism in Eukaryota, Fungi, Ascomycota, Eurotiomycetes, Eurotiales, Aspergillaceae. The record is from RefSeq and is a predicted model, not a curated record.
AUGAACGAAGAAGACCAACAACACCAACCCAACGCCUUCACAGACUUUCACCCAGGCCACAUCACCCAGGAUACCUUCCAGGCCCUAUUAACCUGCUACCCGGCCACGUUGGACGCCGUGACGCGCCGCAAGGUCACAGACCGCGUCCUCCGAGCAGCCUCCACACGAGGUAAGCGUGCCAAACGCUCGCGCCAGGCGUCUCCUCCUUCCCAGGUGGUGAACUCUGAGCUGGAUGAGGAGCAGAAGAAGCAGGUCGAGGCGGAGGUGGAGGCAUUCCGGGAGUUGGAUGCGCUGAGGUAUGAAGGGUUGCCGGGGGUGGUGGCCGAGAAGAAGUGUUUGGAGAAGGAGGAGGUUGUCAGGUUGGUUGAGUGGAAGUUAAAACAUGGUAUCUUCCGUCCUGCUUUGCUGGGCAUGGUGAAGUCGAAUCCAGCGAAGACGGUGCAAAAAGCUACGUCGGAUGCUUUUACGGCAGUUAAUACGAGUACAUCUGCCCAGGAUGAAGCUGAAGCUAAAACUGAAACUGGUGACGGGCCAGAGACCAUCGACCCGACAGCUUCAUUCCCCAAGACGAGUCUAGAUGCUCUGAUGAAACCGCUCCGCGGCGUGGGCAUAGCUACUGCCUCGCUACUCUUGUCUGUGGGGACGAUCCGUGACCCAGAGCAUGAGGCUCCGUUCUACAGUGACCAUACGUACCUCUGGCUGUGUAUGAAAGAGUUCCCGGGAUAUGGGACCCGACUCGGUCAGGAGAGCGAAAAGACAGAGGUCAAUAAGCUGGGGAAGAAAGCGGGCAAGUUCAAACCGAAUGGCGAGAUCAAUGUCAAAUAUGAUGUCUCGGAGUAUCAGUCGUUGUGGACGGCUGUUAAUGAAUUGCGGGGGAGGUUGAAUGAGACUGAGUCUUCUUUGGGGAAGGUAUCUUGUGCCGAUAUUGAGAAGGUGGCUUUUGUGUUGAGGUAUAUUGAUGUUUCGGGGUAUUUAGAGGAAUAUGAUCGGGUGGAUGAUGUUUUGCAUACUCAUGAGGCGGAGGUGAAUCCGGGGAUUAAGCGGAAGGGGUUUGAUAAGGAGGAGAAGGGAGGUCGGAUGACCCUAACAUGGCACGCCCUCCUCUACGAUACCGGCCUCCUAGGCGCCCACCCCCGCACAGAAUACGAAUCCUUCGAUCUCGCCUCUCCAGAACCCAACAUCUUGAAAUGGGACCCUCGCUGCGAAGAUAAGUACGUCUUCCUCAGUCCACGGGGUCAUUUCUAUCCGCACCCGGGCCCACUGAUAUUCGAUAAUAAGGGGAACUUGGUCUGGAUGGAGAGUCGGUUUGGUAUGGUUAUGGAUUUUCGGGUUCAGAAGUAUCGAGGGGAGGAUUAUUUGACUUUUUGGGCUGGGGAAGAUGAUGGGACGAGAGGGUUGGGGAGGUAUUAUAUGUUAGACAAAACCUACACCCUAACCCACACAAUAACCCCCGGCGACAACCUCCACGGCGACAUCCACGAAUUCCAAGUCACCUCGACGGGAACAGCCCUAAUAACCAUCUACGAGAUCAUCCCAUACGACCUUACACCCAUGAACGGGCCCCAACACGGAUGGAUCUACGAUUGUCUCUUCCAAGAAAUCGACAUCGAAACCGGGUCAUUACUCUUCCAAUGGCGUGCCAGCGACCACUACAAUAUCACCGAGACGUAUUUCCCGCUUGAGGAGGGAAAGGGACUGGCGAACUCGAGUGAGUCGGCGUACGACUAUUUCCAUAUUAACAGUGUGGAUAAACUGGAGGAUGGGCGGUAUUUGGUUUCGUCGAGAUAUAUGCAUACUGUGACCUGUAUUGGGGGUGAUGGGGAGGUGUUGUGGGUUCUUGGGGGGAAGAGGAAUAUGUUUCGGGAUUGGGAGGGGGGGUUGGCGAUGGGGAUUUUUAAGUGGCAGCAUAAUGCGAAGUGGGUUUCUGGGUCUUUUGGGUCUGCAUCUGGGAGGAAUGGGGGGGUGGAUGUGAUUACGGUGUUUGAUAAUGGGGCGAAUGAUCAUGUCAUGGACGAGGAUCAUAGUCGGGGGCUGGUGAUUGAGGUGGAUGUUGGGAAUUGGACGGCGACGUUGAAGCGAGUAUACCAUGCUCCUGGGGGCUUCAGUGCGCAUUCGCAGGGGAAUGUGCAGGUGUUGGAAGAGUCGGGGAAUGUGUUUGUGGGGUGGGGGAAGGCUGCGGCGUAUACCGAGUUCAGUGCUGGUGGAGAGGUGCUCUGUGAUACACAUUGGGGUCCCAAGAUGUUCUUCCCUCUGGGCUGGGUCAAGUCGUAUCGGACGUAUAAGGCAGGCUGGGUUGGGAGGCCUGUUAUGCCGCCGGAUGUGGCGGUUGAUGAGGGUUUGCGGACGGUGUUUGUUAGUUGGAACGGGGCAACGGAUGUGGCCGGGUGGGUUUUGCAGAGGGCGUGGAAUUCUACAGAGGACGAGUUUGAGACGGUGGAUUAUGUGCCCAAGACUGGGUUCGAGACGGCCAUUGAGAUGGAUGAGAGUGCAGGGUCUUGGAGGUUGAUUGCGGUGGAUUUCACCGGCGAGGAAUUGGGCUAUACGGAGGUGUUUUCUCUGGACCAUUCGGAGUCUUGGAUCCUCUCUUCGGCAUUGGCGGGAGAGGAUGGUCUGCUGUAUAUGCUUAUCCCUGCCUGUAUGGUGGGAGCUGCACUGGCUGCUCUGUGGCAGACCAGGAAGAGGAUUGCAAUGGGGCUGCGUUAUCUUGCUGCUCUACGGGCUCGGCAGUUUUAUUGA